AUGAGUCCAUUGGCAUCACCUUCCCCGAAGGCUUCGCCGGCGAAAGUGACUGCUGGCGCCUCCACCACGCCACCCAUGGCGCAAGCACCCGCUCCUGCGCAACCUGCACCACCCAAGAAAAAGCGCGUGCACUGGAAGCCCGACUUGGCAGAAAUCAAAUACUACGAACUUGAGGAGGAGGAGCGAUCCAGCAAACGUAAACACUUCCGGGAUCUUGCGUCGGGAGAACAUGAACGAGAACGCGUUGCGUUGCAGGAAUUGCGAAAGCAGCACGAGAUCAAGCCGACACUCGAAUGGCACCGCCCAGUCCCGCUCAACCGAGAAGCUUUGCAAGCUGUUUCCGCUGGACUGGUGCUUGAGCGUGGAGCAGAAAGCACAGAGCGCGACGAGCAACUUCAGCGCUGUCGAGUGACACUUGCAUCCGUGUACAGCGGAGAAAACCAGGUUCCUUCCAGCCCUGCAGAGCCCGACGAGGAGCCAGCGGCACCAACACAGCCGUGCGCCACCAUCCCCCUUUCCAACGAGGAAGCGCUUGCCAUGGAGGCGAUGCGUGCUGAGGAACAACAACAACAGCCGCAACAACAGCAACAACAGCCGCAGCAGCAAAUGCUCUCAUCCAUCACAGACUUGGACGUCGAUGACUCCAUUGUCGAUGAAGCGACGCUGCAAUCGCUGGCUGCUGCUCUCACCUCGCAGCAACAACCGCCUGCGGCGCCGUUUGACCCUUCCAGUGUAUGGGGCGAGUCUCAGGCGAGCCCCACGCGGCGCGGGGCGCCCGAGUAUGCCCAUGUGGAGUAUGCUGGGUACGACCGUUAUCGGCAGAAUAUUGGCGCGGCCCAGCCGCCCAUGCACCGCGAGGAGCGACCACCACCUUAUGAGCACCACCUGCCACAUCCCCACCACCCUCGCCCUCACCCCCACGCUUCACCGCCCCCGCCGCCACCGCCGCGCGGUCCUGCCCCCGCCGCCGUCGCAGCACACGCACACGCGCACCAGCACCCGCCAGCCGGGUUUGGGUAUGGGCGUGGGGACCGGCGUGACUUCCAUCGCCGAUCGCCGCCCGCAGCCAGGCGGCGGCGGGAUUGGAAGCCGCGGCACGAGAUCCCGUGCAAGUUCUUUGCCCAGGGCCGGUGUGCGCGGGGCGACAGCUGCGAAUUUCUGCAUGAGCGCAGAUAG
Molecule: messenger RNA, 1176 nt
Organism: Salpingoeca rosetta
Lineage: Eukaryota; Choanoflagellata; Craspedida; Salpingoecidae
Exons: 9
Coding region: 1-1176 (391 amino acids)
Molecular function (GO): metal ion binding
Source: RefSeq, a predicted model, not a curated record